GUGCUUCCCGCCCCCUCGCCGCCACCCUAUAUGUGGCCCGCCGCGGCCGCCGGGCCAUGGAGCGCGCCUGCCGUCCUCCGCGAUGGAGCUGGCCGAGCGGCUGCUGCUGGACGCGUUGGCCUACCUGGAGUGCGCCCUGAGCUUCCUGUUCUUCGCGCUGCUCACGCUGUUGGGCUCGCCCUACGGGCGCUACGCGUCGCAGCGCGCUGCCUGGAGCCUGACGGCGCCCACCGCCUGGGCCGUGCAGGAGCUGCCCUCGCUGGCUGUGCCGCUCCUCGUGUGCGUCGCCACGGCCGCCGAGCGCCUCCGCCGCUGGCCCAACCGCAUCCUCCUAGCCAUGUUUAUCGUCCACUACACGCAACGGUCUUUGAUUUUCCCAUUUCUGAUCCGAGGAGGAAAGCCGACGCCACUGUACGCGUGUGUAUUGGCAUUCGCAUUCUGUACCUACAAUGGCUACUUGCAAAGCAGAUACUUAAGCCAAUAUGCAGUGUAUGGUGACGACUGGGUCACUGACCCCCGAUUCCUAACAGGUUUCGUCCUGUGGUUGGUAGGCAUGCUGAUAAACAUCCACUCAGAUUACAUCCUAAGGAAUCUCAGGAAGCCAGGGGAGACCGGGUACAAAAUACCGAGGGGAGGCUUGUUUGAAUAUGUCAGUGCGGCCAACUACUUCGGAGAAGUGGUGGAGUGGUGUGGCUACGGCCUGGCCAGCUGGUCCGUCCAAGGCGGCGCUUUCGCGCUCUUCACCUUCUGUGUUUUGCUCUCCAGAGCACGGCAGCACCACCAGUGGUACCUUGAGAAGUUUGAAGAUUAUCCAAAGUCCAGAAAAAUUUUAAUUCCAUUUUUGUUUUAGGUCGAUUGUCAAUGGAAUUACGUUCAACUUCAAGGUUUUAGAUGAUGCUUCUCUAGGGAUUAUAGAAAUGCAUUAUUUCUCAGUAAUUUUUAUCUUUUCCAAGGUUUACUCUAGGAAUUGUUUUCCUAGCACAUUUGCAAGCAAUCUAAUAACAAACUAAUCAAUGCAGGUUGUAGUGGCACACGGCUAGCAAGGCAGGACUCUGGAACUCUGGGUAAUUACCGCACUCCAUCUCUCUGAUUUUGGACUUACCUCAGGUUCUAUACAGCAAAGUGUGCACAAGACCGGAAUGUAGGCACCGUCUUCAUCUUCGAUGGCCUCCAUGGACCAAAACCUUCUACUACCCCUCGUACGACCCCCUACAACAAUUGGUUCAAGGUCAAGGGUGAUGUCCCCUGCCCCCGUGGACGUGUGAUCUAUCUCCAAAGUCCCUCUCAUCCUGCUGGGUCGGAGAGGCCUGGGGUACCCACAGUGUGGCCGUGACUCAGGGAAAAUCAUGAGUCUCUGUUGGGUCCUGUGUAGGCGGAGAACAUGGGGUAGAGAAAGGAGACACGGGUGGCCCAGACGGGGCCUGGAUGAAAGGCAGCUGGCGGCUGCUCCAGAAUGGCUCCUCAGGUGACUGCACUGGCAGGGCAGAGCACUGGGCAUUUGUAAGGAGCAAACUCCUUUGUCCCCCACAAAAGGGACGGGGCCCCCCAGCUCAGCAGCAACCCCACCCCCCACCCCACCCUUACUCUCCAGUCACUUGCCAUCAUCAGUCUCCAGAAUUCUCUGGUGUGAGAUGCUUUUACUUCUUCCUUUUUUUCCUACUAAGUAGAACUAGAAUUUUUUAAGGCAUUUUUUUAAAGUACUUCACAAUAUUGCAAAACGAUAUCUUGAAACAGAAUUUCUUGAGAUGCACUGGAAAGGUCCGUGAGACAACCGGCAGUAGUAAACACACCACUCACUGCCAGGUAUUUCAAAGCAAUCUCCAGGUAGAACACUGUUGAAUGUCUAGGCCAUGUGUGAGCAUCUGAUGGUUCUCCUGGCCGGGGACCUGCUGCCUCAGCCGGUGCCACGUUUGCACAGGUGGAAACCCGAAGAGAAGUGCAAAUGGGAGACUUCGCAUUCACUUCCGACCUGCUGACGGUGCUCAGGGCAGGCGUCCUCCAGAGCUCGCCUGAAGUGGUGUCCUGUGGAUUCACCCACUGCUCCCGCCCGACUCCCCAGGCCCUUCUGGGCUCGCCUCCCACGCAGGGCUCCUCCCUCACGAGUUUUCAUGCAGACUUUGUAUUCUCCGUGGACUGUUAGAGCCCCUUAGGGGGUUACAAUUACACAGAAGACUUCGUGAUGCAACUGUGCGUCAUUUUCACUAAAAAUGUUUUUGCGGGGAAAUGUUGUUAUUAAAUGAACUUUGGCCCUUUUUCUGACCCAAUGAUCACUUAAAACCAUAGAGCAAUAAAGAGCAAUAAAUAUUUUGGAUCUCCUCAGGAAAACUAAAGAAGCCUGGGCCAGUCUUGACUGAUUUGGGCCCCGCAUUUCGGAAGGCGCGCCUGGCCAGAGGGAUGUUGCGAGCUGGAGAAGCACGUUGUGGCCUGACCCCUGUCAGCUGCUCUGUGGUCCUGUCCCAGUGGGCCCAGUGCCCCAAAGUCUGAUGCUCUGCUCCUGUUUCCCAGCAUGCACUGGGUGGAUGAUUGACCUGGGAAGAGAUCCAGCCUGUCUUGUCACUGCCCUCCGUUUCCUUCUAGCUGAGUAAACUGUCAUCAGCCGUUGUACUAAUUACACUAGUUAAGGAGAUGAAUAAAGUUACUGUUAGAAGUCCAGUC
Molecule: messenger RNA, 2655 nt
Organism: Rhinolophus ferrumequinum (greater horseshoe bat)
Lineage: Eukaryota; Metazoa; Chordata; Mammalia; Chiroptera; Rhinolophidae
Gene: SRD5A1
Product: steroid 5 alpha-reductase 1
Exons: 5
Coding region: 83-850 (255 amino acids)
Biological process (GO): steroid biosynthetic process
Cellular component (GO): membrane
Molecular function (GO): 3-oxo-5-alpha-steroid 4-dehydrogenase activity
Source: RefSeq, a predicted model, not a curated record